This is a messenger RNA of Canis lupus familiaris (dog), 6635 nucleotides long. RefSeq names its product phospholipase A2 group IVF (gene PLA2G4F). The record is from RefSeq and is a predicted model, not a curated record. The transcript is spliced from 20 exons. Gene Ontology annotation, cellular component: cytosol. Gene Ontology annotation, molecular function: calcium ion binding; calcium-dependent phospholipid binding. Gene Ontology annotation, biological process: glycerophospholipid catabolic process. Lineage: Eukaryota; Metazoa; Chordata; Mammalia; Carnivora; Canidae. Bases 81 to 2693 code for a protein of 870 amino acids.
GCAGCAGGUGUAGCUGGAGGAGAGCAGGGUGGCUCUGGAAAGCAGGCAGGGCUUCCAGCUGAGAGCUGCUCUGCCUGGCCAUGCACUGGGUGCUCUGGCCAAGGUGGCUGGCAGGCAAGGGGCUGCCCCUCCUGGGGGCAGUGCUGCUGCAGAAGAGAGAGAAGAGGGGACCUCAGUGGAGGCAAUGGCGGCGGGAAACCCACCCAUACUUUGACCUCCAGGUGAAGGUGCUGAGGGCCAGAAAUAUCCAGGGCACAGAUCUGCUGUCCAAAGCCGAUUGCUAUGUGCAACUGUGCCUGCCCACUGCGUCCUCCAGUCCCACCCGGACAAGGAUGAUAGCCAACUGCAGUGACCCCGAAUGGAACGAGACCUUCCACUACCAGAUUCAUGGUGCUAUGAAAAACGUUCUGGAGCUCACCCUGUAUGAUAAGGACAUCCUGGAUAGUGACCAGCUCUCCCUGUUACUGUUUGACCUGAGGAGCCUCAAGCCUGGCCAACCCCACAGACAUACCUUCCAACUCAAGCACCAGGAUUCACAAGAGCUGCAGGUGGAAUUCAUUCUGGAGAACAGCCAAGUGCCUGCAUCUGAAGUCAUCACCAAUGGGGUCCUGGUGGCUGCCCCCUGUCUGAGAAUCCAGGGCACCCUCGGGGAAGGUGGCACAGCUCCACAUCGAGAGUAUGGCUCUAGGCAGAUUUGGCUGACAGUGCCUGGGGCCUACGAGAAACCACAGCUCUUACCCCUGCAAUGCCCCAAAGAGGGAGGCCUCCCAGCCACCUUCACCUUUCACAUGAACCCAGUGAUCAGCUCCAGGCUGGAUGUGGAGCUGGAGGAGGAGCUUACAGUCCUGCAGAGCGGCCCAAGUGCUGAACUAGAGACCCAGACCAGCAAGCUGGGCCAGGGGGGUAUCCUGCUAUCUUCUUUGACCUUAGGCCAGGAGGAACAGCGCUCCGUGGCCCUGGGGGAGGACCAGGAGGUGGUUCUGAAUAUGAAGGCAGAAAUAAGCUCUGGAGACCUUGACCUGCGCCUUGGCUUUGGCCUGUGUGACGGCGAAUGGGAGUUUCUGGACAAGAGGAAGCAGAUCGUGUCCAAGGCUUUGCAGCAAGCACUGGGUUUGAGCCAGGCUCCAGACAGCAGCCAGGUGCCUGUGGUAGCUGUGCUGGGUUCGGGAGGUGGAACCCGAGCCAUGUCUUCCCUAUAUGGCAGCCUGGCAGGGCUGCAGGAACUUGGCCUCCUGGACACUGUGACCUACCUGAGUGGGGUCUCUGGUUCUACCUGGUGCAUCUCCACACUCUACAAAGACCCAGCCUGGUCCCAGGUGUCCUUGCAGGGCCCCAUCGAGCGUGCUCAGGCUCGAGUCUGCAGCAGUAAGAUGGGGGCGAUGUCCACAGAGCGCCUACAAUACUAUGUCCAGGAACUGGGGAGUCUGGAAAGCAGUGGCCGCAGUGUUUCCCUCAUAGACCUCUGGGGUCUCCUCAUUGAAUAUUUCCUAUACCAGGAGGAAAACCCCGCCAGACUGUCUGACCAGCAAGAGGCCAUCAGCCAGGGCCAGAACCCUUACCCUAUCUAUGCCAGCAUUAAUGUCCGCACCAACAUCAACGGGGAAGACUUUGCAGAGUGGUGUGAGUUCACCCCCCAUGAGGUCGGCUUGCCCAAGUAUGGUGCUUAUGUUCCCACUGAGCUCUUUGGCUCUGAGUUCUUCAUGGGGCAUCUGCUGCAGCCCCGGCCUGAGCCCCGGAUCUGCUACCUGCAAGGUAUGUGGGGCAGUGCCUUUGCAGCCAGCGUGGAUGAGAUCUUCCUGAAGACUGCUGGCUCAGGCCUCAGCUUCCUAGAUGGGCACAGAUGGAAAGUAAACAUCACAGAUGACUGCCAGAAGCUCCAGCUACAUGACCCCACACAGCUGCGAACCAGGCUCUUCACCCCCCAGGGCCCCUUCUCCCAGGCUGUGCUGGACAUAUUCACCUCCCGCUUUACCUCUGCAGAGAACUUUAAUUUCACCAGGGGCCUCUGCCUACACAAAGACUAUGUAGCUGGCCAGGAGUUCGUGGCCUGGAAAGCUACGCACCCUGACGCCUUCCCCAACCAGCUCACUCCCAUGAGGGAUCGCCUGUGCCUGGUGGAUGGGGGCUUUGCCAUCAACUCUCCAUUCCCCCUGAACCUGCUGCCCCAGAGAGCAGUGGACCUCAUUCUGUCCUUUGACUACUCCCUGGAGGCCCCUUUUGAGGUCUUACAGAUGACAGAGAAGUACUGCCUGGACCGAGGCAUCCCCUUCCCAAGGAUUGAGGUGCUCCCUGAGGACUUGGAGGAACCCCGUGAGUGCUACCUGUUUGCCAAGGCCGAGGACCCCCGCUCACCCAUUGUGCUGCACUUCCCCCUUGUCAACCGUACCUUCCGCACACACCUGGCCCCAGGUGUGGAGCGACAAACAGCUGAGGAGAUAGCCUGUGGGGACUUUGUCCUGAACGGGUCAGACACUCCCUAUGGCAUGAUGAACUUCACCUAUGAGCCUGAGGAGUUUGAGCGGCUGGUGGCUCUGAGUAGAUACAAUGUUCUGAACAACGCGGAGACCAUGAGGCAUGCCCUCCGGCUGGCUCUGGAGCAGCAACAGGCUAGGGACAGGGCCAGAGGCCGACCAGGCUGGAGUCGUAGGACUGUGAGAGAGGGGAGCCAUCGUGGGCUCCAGACCAGGGAUUGAGAGAGGAGGAAUGAUAGAUGCUGUGGGGCUCCUGCUUCCCACAUUACAGAGACCUGCUUUAGGUCCUCUACUCCCCAGAAAGUUCCUGCAGAAUGGCAGCUUGGCUUUGGGGCUGGACCCUUCUUUGUGUUUCUGGGAGAUGAUGGGGCAGCAGGCCUCUCUAGGGCUCCUGGGGAUGGGGGCCAGAGGUGACAGUGCUCAUUUUACAUUGGAGUGUAGAGGGGAUCAGAGGACAAUCUAGCCCCAGGGCCUGCCCCAAACCCAGAAGGAUCUUAGAAGACCCAGAUCUUCAAACCCUCACCAGACGGAGAGCUGUGAGAACUGAGGGACAGGUUCCUCUCCUUAAGCUGAGACCAAAAGCAAAGAUUCAUCCAUCUAAUCCACACUUUUCUGGCUAGGAUCCCAGAUGCAGUGCUCAAUGCUAUCAGAAUAAAGGGGGAUCUUGGGGGUUCCCAGUUUGGAUCACUACCUUCAUCCUUCAGCCUGCUGACUCUCAUUGGCCUCUGGCCUCCUCUGUCUCCCUCACUGCUCACCACCCUUCUCUGCUUAGCCUCCUGAAGGCUGUGGGAUGGUACUCUCAUCCUGGCAGAGCUCCAGUUGAUGGGUGUGCUCCUGUCUGCCUAUUACUAAUGCAUCACUCUUUAAACUCAGGCCACACUCUCGUCAUGUGUACAGCUGCCAUCUCUUGCAAAUAGCCUUGCCAUUCCCAGAAGCUUAAUGGGUGUGUCUAGAAGGUGUAUCUGUUUAUCAGGGAGCAUAGUAAAUGUGUGCCUGCAAGUGUGUGCAUGUUCCUAGUGAGGGUGGGGCUGGUGAGCACCUGUCUGUUGGCAGGGAUGGGCAUUGGUAGAGGGUACCUGGCUGGCAACCCAGAGGCCUGGGUUCCUGGCUCUUUCACAGAUACAUGCUAAGAUCUGGACAACCUGGCCCUCUCUCUCCCUGGUUUUCAUCCACCCUGACCAGCUGAGACCCUCUGAAUAGCUGGAGCCUCUCCAGCAUGGGCAGAUUUUAAGUCUGUGGAGAGGAGAUCCACCCUGACUGGGGAGGAGAUCCACCCUGACUGGGUGUCAUCUAGGAGCCCUCAAGCCCUAGGCCUCCAUAGCUGCUUCAUCCCACCCUAUACGGAGCUGUCUGGGUCCCUUCAGUGGCCCGGGUGCCAUCCUCUCUUGAACACUCGCUUCUACUACCAUCUCCUCCAGAGUGCUAUCCUGGGCUGCAGCUUUCCCCCUCCUUCCUGUCUCUGAUCAAAGCCACAAUGGCUCUUCCAGUCAGGGAUUCCUUUAGAGGAAAUCUCACUUGUCCCAACUCUGAGAAGAAAACCCUCAUUCUAGCUCCCAACUGGAAGAAGGUCCUAGCUUGUGCCCCCAGCCUGGCCUGGCCUGGGACCCCCAGGCCUCCAGUUGGAUGAGAGCGGAGAGGACUGAAGGAGCCAGGGCCCAGAAGGGCCAGUGAUUUUGACUGGCAUGGGGUGGGAGAGAGUUUGGUUCUCUCCUGCCUCCUCACCAUUGCUGUCCAUCAUAGACCAUCAUCCCUGUCUUGGCUCAGCAAUGAGAGGUUUCCCUUGGCGUAGCCCCAGGCUGGCUCCUGAGCUCCCGCUAUGGUCACUGUCAUCAUCACCCCUGCUGUGAUGAUGUCAUCAGUAACUUAUUAAGACCUCCACAGAGUUCACAACUUAGAACUUUGUAGAGUUCUUAGAACUUGGAACUCAGAGAGUUCUGAGUUCUUAGAUCUUUGUGGAGCUCAAAACUUAGAAUCUUCAGUCAUUCUGUCUUUAAUGCCUCAAAUAGCCAUAGGGUGUCUCUGGCUUCCUGAGGGUAGAAAUUUCUGUUUUGUUCGCUGCUGUAUUUUCAGCGUUUAGAGCAAUGGCUAGCAGAUAGUAGAUGCUCAGUAAAAAUUUGGCAAAUAAAUGAAUGGGAUCCUACAUUCUAGAGAAGUGGAUCAUUACCCACCAGCCAUGAAAAGAUGUGCAACACUGUAUUCCAGUGGUUCUUAAUCCAUUUGCUCCUUUUAAAAAAUCUGAUAAAAGCCAUAGAUCUUCUCCCAAGAAAAAUGCAUGUACAUAUGCAAAAUUGCAUACAACAAGGUUUCUGUUUUACUAUGUGAUCACCACCCCAGGGGGUAGGGGACUGGUGUUUGCCCUCCCAGGCCAGCAAGUUUUAUGCAGGAAGCAAACACCUGGGCUUGUGCAGAGUUGGGAGUUACCUUGAUUCAUACAGAAGUGUAGGAAAUGCCACCUUGGCUCAGAUCAGGUUCGGGAAGAUGUAAUGAGACAAGGGUGGAGGGCUAGGAUAGGGACGCUGGUCCAAUUCUCUAGCCAAGAAAUUGGUCAGGGGUGAGCUCAGUUAGAGCAUGAGGAACCAUCACCAGGAUUGAAUCUGGGAGCCAACCAGAGUGAGGAGUGGGGGGUCAAAGAUGACCUGGCCAGUUUGGCUCCUGCUCCUAGGUCAGGAGGGAUCUAGUCUAUUUCUAAUGUAUUUCUGCCCCAUUUCUAACCCUGGCCCAAGAUGGCCAGAAAGAUGUUGCAAGGUUCCAAGGGUGACCAGGCUGAAGGGAUUUGACCACAAUAACACAGCUACAGGCUUGAUUCAUUCUGAGGCUGGGCAGAAACACAGGAGCAGGGAUGUCAUUCCUUAACUUGUUAGACCCCUUCAUCAGGUAAAGGAAGAAAAUGAUGGCCACCAAGCCUGCAUGUAUGAUUGCACAGGUUGUAUACUACACAAUUCCAGGGGCUGCCAUUCACAGGAAGUGACAAUGUGAACUUUCCUGGUGCAGUUGUACCACAUGGCAGCCCUGGGGUCACGGUCUUAGCUCAAGGUGCAUGAGAACAGACACAUUCAAAUAUUAGGUCUCUUGGCUUCUUCAGAUAUAUCUCUGGGCAUUCACAAAAGUCUCCUGCAGAAAAAAGAAAGAGGUGCAGGGCAGAUGUGGGGUUGGGGGAAGGGAAAAAAGGAAGGAAGGGAGAAGGAAGCAAAAGAGAGAGAAAGAAGAAAGAAGCAUUUUCUUCUUUUGUUGGCUGGCACAGCACUAGGAGGGGGGCCUCCCGUAUUGGCAGGUGGCUGUUGGCAGAGGUGCCCCCACCUUCUCCAGAGCUCAGUCCCUGCAGCUGAUUUCCUCAUUGCUACUCCAUUCUUUUGUUGAGAGUUUAAAUGAAAGCCCCCUCAUUUCAGAUGGAGUCAUUCUUGGAAAGGAGAAAAGGAGGAUUACCUGCAUUGCUCUGCAUGCACCUAUUUUCCCCUCAGUACCCACUCUAUGGCAAUUGAAAAGCCACAGGAACACAAAACAGGGCAAGGAGUCCAGGACUUCCCCAUGCAAGAGAGAGAGAGUCUACACUGGGGCUGUCCUGCAAAUCAGGGAGGCUGGUCACCAGAGUUCAGGGGUGGAAAUUAAAUUUUUUCUAUUAGGACAAGUGAGGCACAAGAAAUAUUAAGCAAGUAAGAGUCCACACAUAUUUUUUAAUAUUUUAUUUAUUUAUUUGACAGAUAGAUAGAGCCAGAGAGCACAAGCAUGGGGAACGGCAGAGGGAGAGGAGAAGCAGACUCCCCACUGAGCCCGAAAUCCAAUGCAGUGCUCCAUCCCAGGACCCUGGGAUCAUGGACUAAGCCGAAGGCAGAUGCUCAACCAACUGAACCACACAGGAGCCCUGAACUCACACAUAUUAAAAAACUUUUAUUUUAUAGGGGCACCUGGUACCACCUAAGCCUCCUGUUUCUUGCUUUCUGAUUCAAUUCUCUUUCCUCCACUAUCCCCCUCUGCUAGUAUGAAAGUUCUAUUUUCUAUGUUUAGAAUAAUAUAGUGCACCUCUUCUAAGUAGUAAAUGUAUAAGAUUAAGUGUACAGUUCGGAGCACCUGGAUGCCUCAGUCAGUUGAGUGGCUGACUCUUGAUUUCGGCUUUGGGUCAUGAUCUCAGGGUUGUGAGAUGGAACUCUGUCAGGCUCCACACUUAGC